Molecule: messenger RNA, 1371 nt
Organism: Sitodiplosis mosellana (orange wheat blossom midge)
Lineage: Eukaryota; Metazoa; Arthropoda; Insecta; Diptera; Cecidomyiidae
Product: gustatory and odorant receptor 22-like
Exons: 6
Coding region: 1-1371 (456 amino acids)
Biological process (GO): sensory perception of taste
Cellular component (GO): membrane; axon; dendrite
Source: RefSeq, a predicted model, not a curated record
AUGUUUGACGAUACCGACAACGAUAAAGACAGACCACUUGGUGUCUUUAAUCCAAAUCAACGUCAAUUCUUUGAAGAUGAAUUGAGAUACCGAGAAAAAUUGGAACAGCUGCACGCAGAUAAUCCCGAUCCAACGCAUCUUUAUAUUAGACCGAAAGAGGUUGAGUUAGACGUUGAUUUGCUGGAUAAAUAUGAUUCUUUUUACAAAACGACUAAAAGUUUAUUGGUGCUCUUUCAAAUCAUGGGCAUUAUGCCAAUUAAACGCAGCGCACCAGGUGAAAAAUUGCCGAGAACUACUUAUCAUUGGAAAUCAAAAGUGUUCUUUUGGGCUUACUUCAUUUAUGGAUGUCAGACCAUUCUCGUGAUAUACACCUUGCGGGCACGAAUUGAGAACUUCAUAAAUUCAUCACACCGAUUUGAUGAGGUUAUCUACAAUGUUAUUUUCAUAAGUUUAUUGUUGCCACAUUUCUUAUUACCGAUUGCAUCUUGGCGCCAUGGGUCAGAAGUCGCGAAAUUCAAGAAUAUGUGGACCAACUAUCAGCUACAGUAUUUUCGAGUGACUGGUACACCAAUCAUUUUCAAUCAAUUAGUGUCAAUGUCUUGGAUUGGGUGUGUUGCUAGUUGGAUGUUGGCCGUCGUAAUGAUGAUAUGUCAGUUUUAUUUCCAGCCAGAUUUCGCAUUUUGGCAUAUUUUCGCAUAUUUACCCAUCAUUGCCAUGUUGAAUUGCUUUUGCUGCCUGUGGUUUUUAAACACGACCGCCUUCUCAACGGCCAGCAAACUACUAGCGGCGAAGUUAGAAGAAACAUUGGUUCAGCCAAGGCCAUCACAAAACUUAAUCAGAUAUCGACAUUUGUGGGUUGAUCUGUCGCACAUGAUGCAGCAGCUCGGACGUGCCUAUUCCAAUAUGUACGGCAUUUAUUGUCUCAUUGUUUUUUUCACAACGAUCAUUGCAUUGUAUGGCGUUAUGAGUGAAGUUCUAGACCAUGGAGCCAAUUUUAAAGAACUUGGUUUUUUUAUCAUCGUUGUUUAUUGCAUGACAUUACUCUUCAUCAUUUGCAACAAGGCGCACGGCGCCAGCGAAAAGGUUGGACUGGAAUUUCAAACCCGUCUAUUGAAUGUGAACUUGACGGCAGUGGAUAAAUCAACGCAAAAGGAAGUUGAAAUGUUUUUGAUUGCCAUUCACAAGAAUCCACCAAUUAUGAAUUUGGAUCAAUAUGCCGAUAUUAAUAGGGGUCUCAUUACAUCGAAUAUUUCCUUCAUGGCCACUUAUCUGGUUGUGUUGCUUCAGUUUAAAUUGUCUUUGGUGCGGCACAGUGCUCGUCAAGCGGCCCAUAAUUUAUUGCUCAAUAGGACAAUGUUGCAUCAGCAAUAA